This is a messenger RNA of Ipomoea nil (Japanese morning glory), 878 nucleotides long. RefSeq lists its product as uncharacterized. The transcript is spliced from 3 exons. Lineage: Eukaryota; Viridiplantae; Streptophyta; Magnoliopsida; Solanales; Convolvulaceae. The coding region runs from base 186 to 722 and encodes 178 amino acids. The record is from RefSeq and is a predicted model, not a curated record.
AUGUUUAUCUCACUUUAUUUUGCCCCACAAUCCAUAUUCUAUGUUUCUAUUCACACAUCUAAGUAAGUCAUAGGGGCAGUGUUGUAUUGUACUCUACUGUGGUGUGUGGAGUGAGCUUCCAGCUCCCAAGAAAGUAAAGAAGCUUGAAGAUCUGCAGAGAGAGAAGUGAAUAGAAUCAAGAUUCAAUGGAGAAAGCUCUGAUGAAAGUUGGAAGCAUAAAAGCUGGGAGCUUUUGGCUCACAAAGAAAGCUAAAGAAGAGUUCAACAACAUCUCCGGGGACAUCAAUGCUAUAUCAAACACUGUUGAAGAAAAGGCAAAGUGGAUUUUCAACAAGCUAAAAGGAAAGCCCCUGAAAAGCUUAGCGGAUCUUUUGCGAGAACACAAUCUACCACCUGGCCUUUUCCCGGAGAAUAUAACGAGUUUUGAAUUUGAUGAUUCAAAAUCGAAGCUGAUUGUGUACCUACCCUCUGCAUGUGAGGUCACCUUCAAAGACGGGUCUGUUGUAAGGUAUGCAACUCGGGUAAAGGGCAUUCUACUUAGAGACAAGCUCAUGGGCAUAGAAGGGAUGAAGACGAAAGUGAUAGUAUGGGUGAAGGUAACAAGCGUAUCCGUUGAAGGGUACAAGCCGGACAAGGUUUGGUUCAACGCGGGAGUGAAGAAGGCGAGGCCAAUGGAUGCAUACAACGUCCCUCACGAGGCUCUUAGAGUAAAUGAAUUUUGAAAUAAACAUGAUACAUAUGCUAUUUACUAUAUAUCCAUCAUAUCCUUAUUGGUUAUGCAAUGUGCUUUGCCUUUAGGUGCUUUGUUAUCCUUUUUCAACAAAGCCAUUCUACAAUGGAAAAUAUAGAAUGAAGCUGUUAAGAUGCUCUUGUGUUCU